Messenger RNA from Cavia porcellus (domestic guinea pig), 2081 nucleotides. RefSeq names its product zinc finger CCCH-type containing 15 (gene Zc3h15). Gene Ontology annotation, biological process: cytoplasmic translation. NCBI's taxonomy places the organism in Eukaryota, Metazoa, Chordata, Mammalia, Rodentia, Caviidae. Gene Ontology annotation, cellular component: cytosol. The record is from RefSeq and is a predicted model, not a curated record. The coding region runs from base 201 to 1481 and encodes 426 amino acids. The transcript is spliced from 10 exons. Gene Ontology annotation, molecular function: metal ion binding; mRNA binding.
UUCCGGCCGCCCCGCUUUACUACCCACAAUGCUCUACAACCCCGACCUGUCGCAAACGCCGCGCUUCGGCGGCGAAUGAGUGACUUGCUUUCCGUGCGCUGCGGCGGCGACGGCGGUCCCGUCUUCUUCCUGUUGAGGUGCCAAAUUUCCCUUCAGCAUCCACCUGUCCUCAAGUCUGGCCGGUGCCACCUCUCUCCGCAAUGCCCCCCAAGAAACAGGCUCAGGCCGGGGGCAGCAAAAAGGCGGAGCAGAAAAAGAAGGAGAAGAUUAUUGAGGACAAAACUUUUGGUCUAAAGAACAAGAAAGGAGCAAAGCAACAGAAGUUUAUCAAGGCUGUCACUCAUCAAGUUAAAUUUGGUCAACAAAAUCCACGUCAGGUAGCACAAAGUGAAGCUGAAAAGAAAUUGAAGAAAGAUGACAAGAAGAAAGAAUUGCAGGAGCUAAAUGAGCUCUUCAAACCUGUUGUCGCGGCUCAAAAAAUAAGUAAAGGUGCAGACCCCAAGUCCGUGGUGUGUGCCUUCUUCAAGCAGGGCCAGUGCACGAAGGGCGACAAGUGCAAGUUUUCCCACGACCUGACUUUGGAGAGAAAAUGUGAAAAACGAAGUGUUUACAUUGAUGCAAGAGAUGAAGAACUUGAAAAAGAUACAAUGGAUAAUUGGGAUGAGAAAAAGCUCGAAGAAGUAGUGAACAAGAAGCACGGUGAGGCGGAAAAGAAAAAACCAAAAACUCAAAUAGUCUGCAAGCAUUUCCUUGAAGCUAUUGAAAAUAACAAGUAUGGCUGGUUUUGGGUAUGCCCUGGAGGGGGUGAUAAUUGUAUGUAUCGGCAUGCACUUCCUCCUGGAUUUGUGUUGAAAAAAGAUAAAAAGAAAGAAGAGAAAGAAGAUGAAAUUUCGUUAGAAGAUCUCAUUGAAAGAGAGCGUUCUGCUCUGGGCCCGAAUGUUACCAAAAUCACUCUAGAGUCUUUUCUUGCGUGGAAGAAAAGGAAAAGACAAGAAAAGAUUGACAAACUUGAGCAAGACAUGGAAAGAAGGAAAGCUGACUUCAAAGCGGGAAAGGCGCUGGUGAUCAGUGGCCGAGAGGUGUUUGAAUUCCGCCCUGAACUGGUCAAUGACGACGAUGAGGAAGCUGACGACACGCGCUACACUCAGGGAGCAGGUGGCGACGAGGUUGAUGAUUCCAUGAGCGUAAAUGACAUAGACCUAAGCCUGUACAUCCCAAGAGAUGUAGAUGAGACAGGCAUUACUGUAGCCAGUCUUGAAAGAUUCAGCAUAUACGCUCCAGAUAAGGACGAAAAUAAACUCAGCGAAGCUUCUGGAGGUCGGGCUGAAAAUGGCGAACGCAGUGACUUGGAGGAGGGCAGUGAAGCGGGUGGACCAGAAAACGGAGCCCUCGGAGCUGUUCCUGUGGACGAGAACCUUUUCACUGGGGAGGAUCUGGAUGAACUGGAAGAAGAACUAAACACACUCGAUCUAGAAGAAUGACACCAGACAUGUCAAGGAAGAGAUGAGUCGGCUCCGCUGGAGCUGAAAUUGACUGCACUCAUUUUUCACCUAGAAUCAACAGGAUGUUCGUUUCUCAUGAUUCUAGAGGGUUUGCUCUCCUCUGACACAGGAGUGUUCGCCCUCCCUGCGUCUUCUCCUCUGACUUUGGCUCCAUCUCAUAGUAAGUUCAUAGUAGUUCAUGAAAUAUUGAAAUAUAAAGGUCAUUGCAGAAAAUGAUUGUUGUACCUGUCCACUCAAUAGGAAGUGUAACUGCUUUUCCAGCUUUCGGUUUCCAUUGGGCAUGUGUUACUACCAACAACGAGAGUCUACACUUAAAGACCCUUAAUUUGAUGCAGUUUUCAAAGAGUGAUUUUCUUUCUUUUGGUAUUUAUAUGGUUUAAAGACUGCCUAGAAUGUGAGCACUGUGCUGUAGAAAGGAAACUGCACAUGCAGAUUCAGUGUUGUGUAUCUUUGGACAACUUGAUGGACAUUUAAAAUGGAACAUGAACCCAACGGGAUCAACUACAGUGCCCUGUGUUUUCCCUCUUCUUUUUUGCCAAUAAAGUUGUAAAUAAAGAACAUCAUACAUUAAAACCUAAA